Puccinia graminis f. sp. tritici CRL 75-36-700-3 is the source of this 1206-nucleotide messenger RNA. RefSeq lists its product as uncharacterized. The transcript has 3 exons. The record is from RefSeq and is a predicted model, not a curated record. Lineage: Eukaryota; Fungi; Basidiomycota; Pucciniomycetes; Pucciniales; Pucciniaceae. The coding region runs from base 1 to 1206 and encodes 401 amino acids.
AUGCGGUCCGAUUGUCGUGGGGUGUUUGCUUUAUUUCCUUUAUUAUUUUUCUCACUUUUAGCGGCUCCCCCACCCCUACGAGCAGUGCCUGCCGACAUCACCUAUGAGACAAGCGCAUUCGAACCUCACUGGACUCCUCAGCCAUCUCUGUUACAGAAGAUUCCUCGCCGACCAGACGCUUCACCUUCUCAAGAAAGUCAUGAAGUGGUGGAUAUAGGAACGGUCAUACUCCGGAAAGCAAACCUAGUUCUGGACCGUUUGAUCAGUGCUGGUGAAAGGACUCGAGGUCUUAAAGUGGACAAACACAUCACCUGGGGUAACAUCAACUAUGAACCUAGAUUGACGGAACAACGCGAACAAAUAGCAAGAAGGACUUUCCGAUUUAGGGCUGUUUACAGAUUAGCUAGCAAAUCCGAGAAAGAUCGCAUGGACGAGAUCUUAGGCAAGCAACCAGACGAGAUCGUUCAGACCAUCUCGAGAAUUGAUCGACUUUGUGACAUCGUAUUCCACGGAGAUGCUAAAAACCCCGCUGUUGAGCAAAAGAUUCUUCAAGAAACUCAAUGGUUUCAGGAGAGGUUCGACGGCAUAUUCGAUGCUGUCCACUCCGAGCAGAUUGAGGAAAUGAUCCUGAAGGAAACAAAUUCAAAAAGGAUGAUUCCGUCCAUUACCAUUCAAAACUUCCACGAGAAACUCGCUGCGAUUAAGGAGUUGAACCAGAAAACUUCAAUCUUAAAACUGCAUCGAAAACUUGAUCAAGCCAUUGGAAGAUAUUACAAUUCAGUCAGAUACGACCAACCUAUUAAACAGUGGGAUCAAGAUAAACAAUCGAUUGAGGAGUGGGAUCAAAAAGCUUUGAUUUCAAGCUUGUAUCCAAAACUCGACGCAUUAUUUCGACAACUUGCUAUCGAACGGGGGUAUUACCUGGGACAAUACCACCCACCGUCUGCAAAAUGGGAUCAAGAGACCUUGAUUCUGAAGUUACCUGCAACACUUGAGGACGUUUAUCGAGGACAGCAUUCCGACCUCCAGUACUUCCCAGUGGGUUAUGACCCAUCGAUCAAGAACUGGGACCAGGAGGCUUUAAUAGCAAAUUUUCACAUAAAACUUGACGAAGCGCUUUCCAAACUUCGAAUUAACGAGGAGCCCGAUUCUGCCCAGAAAUCUGACUGGAAACGAAUUUUUGACUGUUUGGCAUGGCUGAUUUGA